Molecule: messenger RNA, 633 nt
Organism: Mucor velutinosus
Lineage: Eukaryota; Fungi; Mucoromycota; Mucoromycetes; Mucorales; Mucoraceae
Exons: 9
Coding region: 1-633 (210 amino acids)
Biological process (GO): vesicle-mediated transport
Molecular function (GO): GTPase activity; GTP binding
Source: RefSeq, a predicted model, not a curated record
AUGUCUAAUAACAACAAUGAUUUUGGGAACCCUCUGAAAAAGUUCAAAUUGGUGUUUCUCGGCGAACAAAGUGUGGGAAAGACAUCGCUCAUUACUCGGUUCAUGUAUGAUACAUUUGACAAUACGUAUCAGGCAACUAUAGGUAUCGAUUUCUUGUCAAAAACCAUGUAUCUCGAUGACCGAACUAUCCGCCUUCAGCUAUGGGAUACUGCUGGACAGGAAAGAUUUCGUUCUCUGAUCCCAAGUUAUAUUCGAGAUUCCUCUGUAUGUGUUGUUGUUUAUGAUAUUACCAAUCGAAAUUCGUUUUUAAAUACUUCCAAAUGGAUUGAUGAUGUGAGGGCUGAGAGAGGAACUGACGUGAUCAUUGUGCUGGUAGGAAACAAGACUGAUUUGAACGAUAAAAGACAAGUGACAGUGGAUGAAGGAGAGAAGAAGGCAAAGGAAUACAACAUCAUGUUCAUAGAAACUAGUGCAAAGGCCGGAUACAAUGUAAAGGCACUGUUUAGGAAAAUUGGGCAUGCAUUACCAGGAAUGGAGAGCCAGUCUGAAGAUGGUCAACGAGAGACGUUGACCAAGGUGGAUUUGACGGAUACAUCAGCUAGAAAAGAGGAAGUGAGCUCAUGUGCAUGUUAA